AUGUCGUCGUCCCCGCGGCCGGCGACGGCGGCGCAUCGCCGGCGCCCCCACCAUUCCCCGCCAUCCGCGCUCGCCUACCUCUGCGCCGCGAUCACGCUCCUCGCCCUCGUCGCCGCGGCCUUCUCCCGCGCGCUCGCCCCCCGCUUCCCGCACCCGCCCGCCACACGCCGCUGCGGCGCCGACGCCGAGGGUUCCUGGUCCGCCGGGGUCUUCCUCGGCGACUCCCCGUUCACCCUCAAGCCAAUCGAACACUGGGGGAUCUCGAAUGACGAAGGAGCGGCCUGGCCGGUGGCGAACCCGGCGGUGACGUGCGCGGACGUGGCGGAGGCCGGAUUCCCCAGCAGCUUCGUCGCCAACCCCUUCCUCUUCAUCCAGGGUGAUGCCAUUUACAUGUUUUUCGAGACGAAGAACCCAGUUACAUCACAAGGUGACAUUGCUGCUGCUGUGAGCAAGGACUCCGGUGCAACAUGGCAGCAAUUGGGCGUGGUGCUAGAUGAGGACUGGCAUCUUUCGUACCCAUAUGUGUUCAGCUACCAUAACAAGAUCUAUAUGAUGCCGGAAAGUAGUAAGAAUGGAGAUCUUCGGUUAUACCGUGCAUUAGAUUUCCCCCUUACGUGGAAAUUGGAGAAGGUCCUUCUGGAGAAGCCACUUGUAGAUUCAGUUAUCAUAAAUUUCCAGGGUUCCUAUUGGCUCCUUGGAUCAGAUUUAAGCUCUUAUGGUGGAAAACAGAAUGGAGAGCUCAGUAUCUGGUAUAGCAGCUCUCCUCUUGCUCCUUGGAAUCCACACAGGCAUAAUCCAAUUCGUAGCAUGGCUAACAGGUCGAAUUUUAGAAAUGGAGGCAGGCCAUUCAUUUAUGACGGCAAUCUCUAUCGUAUAGGCAAAGAUAGUGGCGGUGUAUCUGGCCAUAGUAUCAAAGUCUUCAAAGUUGAAAUCCUGACAGCAAAUGAAUACAAGGAAGUUGAGGUAUCAUUUGCCAUCGACAAGCCCCCAAAGGAAAAACAUGCAUGGAAUGGUGCACGGUCCCAUCAUCUUGAUGUUCAAUGGCUUCAAUCAAGUCAAGUCUGGAUUGGGGUAAUGGAUGGUGAUAGAGUGUCCUCAAGUGAUUCAGUUCACCGCCCGACCAUAGGGUACAUGAUUUAUGGAGUCACUCUUGUACUAGUUCUGCUGCUUGGUGGGCUCAUUGGUGCGAUUAAGUGCACGUUGCCACUCAGAUGGUGUGCUCCACAAACUGAGAAACGGGAUGAUUUCUUCCAUGCAAAGCAGCAAUUCGUUCUACAGGACAAGCUAAGCUUGCUGAUUUCCAGUUUGAACAAGUUGGGUUCUCUUCUCGGUGGGAGAAUUGACUACAGAACUUGGAAGGGCCGAGUUUCUGUAGCAGUAGUUAUACUAAUUUUAACUUUUCUAACUUGUCUUGGAACUCACUACAUAUAUGGUGGCAAUGGUGCUGAAGGGCCAUAUCCAAUCAAGGGUAGAUACUCACAGUUCACACUGUUAACUAUGACAUAUGACGCCCGGCUUUGGAAUUUGAAGAUGUUUGUGGAGCAUUACUCCAAAUGUGCGUCAGUGAGGGAGAUUGUAGUUGUCUGGAACAAGGGCCGUCCCCCAGUACAAAAUGAAUUGAAGUCAGCAGUUCCUGUCAGAGUCAGAGUUGAAGAUAAGAACACUCUGAACAACAGAUUCAACAUAGACGAAGAAAUUAAGACAAGAGCUGUUAUGGAGCUUGAUGAUGAUAUCAUGAUGCCAUGUGAUGACUUAGAGCGUGGGUUCAAGGUAUGGAGGGAGCACCCUGACAGGAUCGUUGGCUACUAUCCACGCCUUGCUGAAGGUACUCCACUGGAAUACCGCAAUGAGAGAUAUGCUCGGCAACAAGGAGGUUAUAACAUGAUACUGACUGGAGCAGCAUUUAUGGAUCAUGACUUGGCUUUUAAGAGGUAUUGGAGCGAGAAGGCUGAGGUAGGAAGGGAGACUGUUGACAGUUUCUUCAAUUGUGAGGACGUCCUUCUAAAUUUCUUGUUUGCGAAUGCAAGCUCAAUGAGCACAGUGGAGUAUGUGAAGCCAGCUUGGGCAAUUGACAUGUCUAAGUUUUCAGGAGUAGCCAUUAGCCGAAACACACAAGCACAUUAUCAUGUUAGGAGCAAAUGCCUUGCUGAAUUUUCAGAGAUCUAUGGAAACUUAACUGCUAAGAGAUUCUUUAGCAGUAGAGGUGAUGACUGGGAUGUAUAGUAACACAUCUAACUACAUGUUUUCGUUCAUGAGAUUUAAAUAGCCUGAUUAACUAAGUUCAUAAGUUGGUAAAGUAGGGCAACAGUAGUUCAGGAUGAUUGGUUCAAGUGAAGCACUGAAGUAAUUUAUCAUGAUACACACUUUGGAGUGUAUGUUAAGCAUAGUAUCCUCUUUCUAUAGG
This is a messenger RNA of Lolium rigidum, 2404 nucleotides long. RefSeq names its product glucosamine inositolphosphorylceramide transferase 1-like. Gene Ontology annotation, molecular function: glycosyltransferase activity. Lineage: Eukaryota; Viridiplantae; Streptophyta; Magnoliopsida; Poales; Poaceae. The coding region runs from base 1 to 2223 and encodes 740 amino acids. Gene Ontology annotation, cellular component: membrane. The transcript is spliced from 4 exons. The record is from RefSeq and is a predicted model, not a curated record.